Molecule: messenger RNA, 1054 nt
Organism: Aureobasidium pullulans EXF-150
Lineage: Eukaryota; Fungi; Ascomycota; Dothideomycetes; Dothideales; Saccotheciaceae
Exons: 1
Coding region: 182-862 (226 amino acids)
Source: RefSeq, a predicted model, not a curated record
GCUUUUGAAUGAUCUUCAAUAUGGAUCAAUAUGCAAAUACCCUAUACCAUUUCUCUUUCUAGCGAAAAGUCAUCCCAGCAAUUAAAAGAAUGAUGACUCACUCCGACUUCUGACUCCUUGGUUUUCUCGACCACACAAAGUGACAACAUGACCUGCAGCUCCUCUUCUCAAGUAUUCCCGCAUGUCAAAGAUGGAAAAUCCCGAAACUUUCAGGUUCCUCGACCUUCCACCCGAGCUCAGGCUCAUGGUAUACGAGCAAAUCACAGAUCUCCAUCCAUCUGUCAAUAUCUGCAAGCAAAUCCGUCGGGAAGCGACACUCAAGAUUCUUCCUAAGUUACGUCUACAUCUACACUGUGGCAUCAGUGGUGAUAAGGACAAGCUGCCAUGGUUCGUAUCCAUCACACCCGUUGCAGCUAACUCCAAGCGAAAAGACUGCUGCGAUGUGAUCAAGAACGUACCACCGGCAUCCAUGUAUUGGGAGGUUUUUCGACAGUCGUAUGUGGCCAAACUAUUGGAUGGAUUCCAUCACGUGUGCGUCUUUACGUCUGCUCUUUCCAGCAUUUACGGAAGCCAACCGAUUCAUGUGUUCGUACAUCGGAGCCGAGAUGGACAUACGUACGGGAUGAUAGGAUGUUUCGAUCGAGUCAGAUUCAGAGCAGACCGCCGUUACAGGGCGAUGAAGCUGUUGCAAGGUCGACGGAAAGACAGGGUCGAUGGUGGAGGAUUCUUGGAGGAUGUGGUCUUGGUUCUCUGCCAGGAAAGGAAGGUUCUGGAUAAGUGUCGACCCGAAGAAGACACUCUUGUGUGGAUGGAAAGGGUGCAUGAGCAUGUGCAGGGGACGAUCAUCGAGUUGGACAGUUAGUGCUUCGUUCUUCUGCUACGUCUGUGAUUGAUCUGUCCUGUACUCUUGCCUGGAGUCUAGGCGCAAAUUCGACGGUCGUGCCUGCCUACAAGAAGUGAGGCUUUACCCGACGUGUGGUUAUCAACUAAGCUUGACCAAUUUCUCCCCUUGGUAGAGAUUACAGUUUCCGACUAAAAAGGAGGUUUCGAUGAG